Molecule: messenger RNA, 1299 nt
Organism: Botrytis cinerea B05.10
Lineage: Eukaryota; Fungi; Ascomycota; Leotiomycetes; Helotiales; Sclerotiniaceae
Exons: 4
Coding region: 54-1139 (361 amino acids)
Biological process (GO): transmembrane transport
Molecular function (GO): transmembrane transporter activity
Source: RefSeq, a predicted model, not a curated record
GAAAUUUAAUUUCAUGUCCAGAAAUCUUCUCUCGAAGCAACCAAAAUUUCAAAAUGGACGAGGAAAAAGACAAGCUAUCCAGAAGUCUUGUCGAAAAAGAAAUAUUUCCAGAAGACGACCAACCCAAACCCAAGGAAUUGCUCGAGAAUGUCAAAGAUUCCUCGGAUCGAUAUCUCACGGGAUGGAGACUUACACUCGUAACAAUAUCUCUAGUCCCAGGAAUGUUCCUCAAGGGCGUUGACAGUAGUGUCAUUGGCGUAGCCACUCCUGGAAUCACAACAUCAUUCCACACGAUCGAUGACCUUGCCUGGUAUGGUUCCGGUUAUAUGUUACCACAUUCCACUCUUCAGCCUAUCCUUGGUGCAUUCUACAAAUCUUUCAAUGUCAGAUAUGUUUUCUUGAUAUCGAUUGUUAUAUUUGAAGUUGGGUCUUGUCUGUAUGCUGCUGCACCUACGUCUGCAGCUUUUAUCAUCGGUAGGGUUAUAGCUGGAUGUGGUGCUGCUGGAUUACUUCAAGGAACACUGGCAAUUGUUGGGCUAUCUGUUCCUAAGAGAAAGAUCCCUCUAUAUUAUAGAUAUGUGCUUAGUGUGCAAGGAGUCAGCGCCUGUACUGCUCCUAUCUUUGGCGGGACAUCUACAGAUAAAUUGACAUGGCGAUGUAUUGUAUAUCCUAAACCAGCUAGAAACUUGCCUAUAGGCGGUGUUGCAUUAGCAAUGGUGAUGCUAUUCGUAAAACCAAAAUUGUCAAAACAAGCCAAAGACAUCAGAUCACUACCUCCCCUUCAAAGAUUAAAACGCAUGGACUGGGCUGGAACCAUCAUUUUUCUAAGCGCCUUUUAUUUACAAUACAUACCAAUAUAUUUCCAAGCUAUACGCGGUACAUCCGCAUUACAUGGUGGAGUUCGGAUGAUAGCCAUUGAUGCUGGAAGGAUCGUUUUCAUUAUUAUUUUGAGCAUCCUAGUUACCAAAUUUGGACAUUAUAUGCCUUACAUGACCGACGGAACGAUCAUUACUGCGAUCGCCGCAGGUUUGUUGACAAUGUUUGAUAUUGAUACCUCGACAGCUCGCUCAACAGCUUUCAUGUUUCUUGCUGGAGCUGGGGCCGGAACAGGAGGCAAUCAGCCUUUUACUGCAUUAUAAGCUGCAUUGAAGUACGGAUCUUCCAGAUUUCUAUCUAAGAUUAUAUGCUGACCAUAAAAGAGAAGAAGACUUGUCCAUUAGAAAUGGCUUAACAGUAUUUGGUUUGCAGAUGGGAACGUGAGUUACAGAAAUCCCAACAAUUCGAAUAUUGUACCACGCA